CGGGCUGUCAUGCUCGCACAUGUGCCAUUAAUUGACAAGAAUGCUGCUCAAGUUGGCUGAUCAAGAGAUAGGCAGUGCAAAGGAACAGGAUUUGAGACAGCCCAGGGUUUCCUCUUCAAGUAGGUCUAAAGCAAUUUUUUUUUUCUCAUUAACUUCCUUCCUGUUCUAACUGCCAGCACUCAGAAGUCAGAGUUGAGAGACAGAGGCACCCCGGACAGAGACGUGAAGCCCUGAAUAAAUAGAUCAAAAUGACUGAAAAAGCCCCAGAGCCACAUGUGGAAGAGGAUGACGAUGAUGAGCUGGACAACAAGCUCAAUUACAAGCCUCCACCGCAGAAGUCCCUGAAAGAGCUGCAGGAAAUGGACAAAGAUGAUGAGAGUCUAACUAAGUACAAGAAAACGCUGCUGGGAGAUGGUCCUGUGGUAACAGAUCCGAAAGCCCCCAAUGUCGUUGUCACCCGGCUCACCCUGGUUUGUGCGAGUGCCCCAGGACCAAUCACCAUGGACCUUACUGGAGAUCUGGAAGCCCUCAAAAAAGAAACCAUUGUGCUAAAGGAAGGUUCUGAAUAUAGAGUCAAAAUUCACUUCAAAGUGAACAGGGAUAUUGUGUCAGGCCUGAAAUAUGUUCAGCACACCUACCGCACUGGAGUGAAAGUGGAUAAAGCAACAUUUAUGGUUGGCAGCUAUGGGCCUCGGCCCGAAGAGUAUGAGUUCCUCACUCCAGUUGAGGAGGCUCCCAAGGGCAUGCUGGCCCGAGGCACGUACCACAACAAGUCCUUCUUCACCGACGAUGACAAGCACGACCACCUCAGCUGGGAGUGGAACCUGUCGAUUAAGAAGGAGUGGACAGAAUGAAUGCAUCCACCCAUCCCUUUCCCCACCCUUGCCAUCUGGAAGAAUCCUCUCAGGCGUGUUCAGCACCCUGUCCCUCCUCCCUGUCCACAGCUGGGUCCCACUUCAACACUGCCCACAUUUCCUUAUUGAUGCAUCUUUUCCCACCCUGUCUCUCAAUGUGGUCCCUAGCACAAGAGGCAUAAAACCGGGCUUUCACCCUGCCUCCUCCCUCCGAUCCUCCGUCAGGGCCAGAUCUUCCACGUCUCCAUCUCAAUACACAAUCAUUUAAUAUUGCCCUCUCUUACCCCAUUCGAGCAACUAGAGGCCAGGAAAUGGGCAAACUAUCACUAACAGGUCUUUGACUCAGGUUCCAGUAGUUCAUUCUAAUGCCUAGAUUCUUUUGCGGUUGUCGCUGGCCCAAUGAGUCGCUAGUCACAUCCCCUGCCAGAUGGAGUACUUCUUUUGUGAGAGACACUGUAAACAACACAAGAGAAUAAGAAUAAAACAAUAACUGCAUGUGUUCUGACUGA
Mandrillus leucophaeus (drill) is the source of this 1363-nucleotide messenger RNA. It is a transcript of the gene ARHGDIB, whose product is annotated as Rho GDP dissociation inhibitor (GDI) beta. The record is from RefSeq and is a predicted model, not a curated record. The transcript is spliced from 6 exons. Gene Ontology annotation, cellular component: membrane; cytoplasm; cytosol. Gene Ontology annotation, molecular function: protein binding; Rho GDP-dissociation inhibitor activity. NCBI's taxonomy places the organism in Eukaryota, Metazoa, Chordata, Mammalia, Primates, Cercopithecidae. The coding region runs from base 249 to 854 and encodes 201 amino acids. Gene Ontology annotation, biological process: Rho protein signal transduction.